Messenger RNA from Atta colombica, 2501 nucleotides. RefSeq names its product CSC1-like protein 2 (gene Tmem63). Gene Ontology annotation, cellular component: plasma membrane. Gene Ontology annotation, molecular function: calcium-activated cation channel activity. NCBI's taxonomy places the organism in Eukaryota, Metazoa, Arthropoda, Insecta, Hymenoptera, Formicidae. The transcript has 12 exons. The coding region runs from base 203 to 2491 and encodes 762 amino acids. The record is from RefSeq and is a predicted model, not a curated record.
ACGUUUCGCGUACUAUUGCGUGCAAGGAACGGAUUCAGGUUAGGUUAAGUUACAUUUGCGGAGUAUUUUCGUGCGACUAGCAGGCUCUAGCAGCACGCAUGGGAACGGGAUGCGAUGUGUCAAAUUAACACGCGUUUACUAAUAUGUACCUUCGCAUUUGUUUAACGGCGCAUUGAUUUACGCGUCUCAUUUACGGCUGACCAUGGAUUACACCUACGAAAACAUUACAGUGCACGAUGGUCCUUCUGCAGACACAUGCAUUCCAUUCCCCAGAUAUAAUAGAACAAUAAUCACAGAUGUAUAUGCUGGAAUACCUGAGAACCUGUUGCUGAAUGCAAUAGGAUUUUUGCUUUUAGUUAUUUUAUUUGGUCUAUUACGUAAGAAAGCAUGGAAUUAUGGACGUCUCGCAUUGUUACACAAGUCUGAUAAUAGAUGGAUGGAGCUGUUCUAUGGUGUUAAUGAAAACAGAGACACUGAUCCCUUAUGUGUCGAAGCUUCUGUCAAUUCUCAACUCUCUCAGCUGGAUAGAGGAUUUCUCUCAUGGAUUGUUACCGCUUUUAAAAUUACCGACGAUGAAUUAUUGCAACGUGCAGGACCUGAUGGAUUGUUAUACAUUAUGUUCGAACGUUGCUUAAUCAUAUUGACCAUCAUGAUGCUUAUUGUAUCGCUGUGCAUAGCCCUACCAAUAAAUUUUCACGGAAGCAUGCAGCCAGGGGACAGCGCAACAUUUAGUCAUACAACAUUGUCAAAUCUGGAGCCCACAUCUUUUGGGCUUUGGGUGUAUACAGUACUGCUCUUAUCUUAUCUGCCAGUUGGUGGAUUUAUCAUGAGACGUCGUUUAAAACAGGUGCGAGAUACUAGGCCUACUGGAGAAUUUGUAGCGAGAACAUUAUUGAUUACAGACAUACCGAAACAACAAUGUACUGUUGAGAAUCUUACUGAAUAUUUUAAAGAAGCAUUCCCUGCCUUAACAGUAGAAGAUAUUACAUUGGCUCACGAUAUAAGACGUCUUUCAAAACUGGAUGAAGAAAGAGAUUGUGCGGAACAGGCGCGUUUAUAUUGCGAAAGUUAUGCUAAGAAGAGAGAACCUUUGAAAAUGUAUCCUUAUCCAUGUGGUCAAAUUCUUGGAUAUUGUUGUAACAAGCAAGUGGAUGCUCAAGAAUUCUACACCAAUGAGGAAAUACGCUUAACAGCACUAGUUGAGGAAGAAAAGAAUGUGGCACUUAGUAAAACUCUUGGAGUUGCUUUUGUAACUUUAGGAACACCCGGUGCUACUAAAACUAUGCGCAAACAGCUGAGGUCCUCGCCGAAUAUAAAAUGGAUCGUGGAUUAUGCACCAAUGCCAUCAGAUAUAUUUUGGGAAAAUUUAAGCAUCCCCAGGCCGUGUUGGUAUCUGAAUGCUGUAUUAAUAAAUUGCGCUUUGGGACUUAUAUUGUUUUUCCUUACUACACCAGCUAUCAUAGUGACAACUGUUAACAAAUUACCAAUUGGAGAAAUUAAGAUUCUUAGUCCAGUGCUUUCAUCUUUUCUGCCUACUGUAUUGUUAGUCAGUGUAGCUGCUCUAAUGCCUGCAUUAGUCGGGAGAAGCGAAUCACUCGUGAGACAUUGGACAAGAAGCAGCUUAAAUCGUGUUGUUAUGAGAAAAACAUUACUUCUGUUGCUAUUAAUGGUGCUUAUAUUACCUAGUUUAGGAUUAACCAGUGCUGCAGCAUUCCUAGAUUGGACUAUGUAUGAGCGAAAUAAUACGGCACAAUGGGAAUGUGUAUUCUUGCCAGAUCAGGGCGCACUUUUUGUAAAUUAUGUCAUAACUGCAGCCUUAUUUGGGAGUGGAUUAGAAUUGGUUAGAUUUCCGGAACUCGCGCUAUACACUUUCAGACUCUGUAUAGCUCGCAGUCGGGCCGAAAGAAUACAUGUCAGGAAAGCGGUACUGUGGGAAUUUCCAUUAGGAGCUCAUUAUGCGUGGUUAUUGUUAGUUUUCACUAUGACAACCGUCUACAGUCUGGCGUGUCCCUUAAUAACUCCUUUCGGUCUACUAUAUCUUGUAGUCAAGCAUCUGGUGGACAGGCAUAAUCUAUGCUUCGCAUAUGGACCGAGUAUUGGCGGUGGCCAAUUAGCUGGAGCAGCAGUUGGUGCUGCAGGAGCUGCACCAGUUUUAGCGCAAGCUGCUCUUUUAGCUUUAGGCUUGGUAAGAGUUGGUCUAUCUUCGUUAGCUGCAGUGCAACUCACUGGUCUCUGUGCGAGUAUUCUGGGCCUGGUAACCGGCGCUACAUUGCCGUUAUCGAAACUUAAGGCUUCAGUACCAAAAAGAGAUCUCUCGACGGGUCAAAAUUUCGUGGCACCAGUAUUGCGAAAGAAUCAGAUAUCCAUAGAAGAAACUAUUUCAAUUGCUUCAAAUUCAGAAAUAAAUUUACCAAGUCCGACAAGUACCAUUUCCUCUGUACAAGAAAGUCCAAAGCUUUACCAAAACUACGGGGGCGAACAGAGAGUUUAACAUUUAUGUG